This is a messenger RNA of Sorex araneus (European shrew), 6889 nucleotides long. RefSeq names its product microtubule associated protein 9 (gene MAP9). Gene Ontology annotation, biological process: mitotic cytokinesis; mitotic spindle assembly; regulation of mitotic cytokinesis. Gene Ontology annotation, cellular component: astral microtubule. The record is from RefSeq and is a predicted model, not a curated record. Lineage: Eukaryota; Metazoa; Chordata; Mammalia; Eulipotyphla; Soricidae. The transcript has 14 exons. Gene Ontology annotation, molecular function: microtubule binding. Bases 223 to 2169 code for a protein of 648 amino acids.
ACCGCCUCCCACCUCCGCCCUUAGCCCCGCCCCCGCCUCCUGUCCCCGCCGGGUCUCGGGGUGCUGCUGCGGGCGGCCGAUCGGCGGCCGGAGGCUCCUUUCCCGGCCAGCCGCCAGGUCCAGGGUGUCGCGGGUAGCCCCCUGCAGGAGUGGCAGGGCCACUGACAGCGAUUGCAUUAUCCCUACCAUUUACUAGUCAAGAGUACAAAUAACAAAAACACUAUGUCCAAUGAAGUUUUUAGCACAACGCUGGCAUAUACAAAGAGUCCAAAAGUCACCAAAAGAACAACUUUUCAGGAUGAAUUAAUAAAGGCAAUUACGGCUCGUUCAGCCAGACAGAGGAGUUCUGAAUAUUCGGACGACUUUGACAGUGAUGAGAUUGUUUCCUUAGGUGACUUUUCUGACACCUCAGUAGAUGAAAACUCAAUUAAAAAGAAAAAUAAUGACUUCCACCUAUCAGAUGAAGAGAGGAAUUCUCCAAAACUGUCAUUUUUGAAAACCAAGAAAUCAAUUAGUGACAUAAUAAAAGAUGAACCAAUAGUUUCCGUCAAAAAUGAUGAGGAAAUAGCUCCCGAUGGCUGUGAAGAUGAGGCUGUGAUUCCCUCACCUGAAUCCCAAGACAAAGACCAGGACAUUGAACAGGAGAAAACUGAAAUGAAGCCGAAGCCGAGAAUUCUCUCCAUCCAAAACACAUCUUCAGCAGAAAACAAUGGUGGCCUCGAAGCUGAUAAUCAUUUUAAACCAUGCCCUCGGCCAAGGAGCAUGUUGAAGAAGCCUGGCCCCAAGGAGGAGAAAGAUGGACUCCCAGAAGAUGGGGACGCUGCCCUCAGCGGGGAGUCGGAGUCCCCCGCACCUUUGCCCCUACCGAGGCUCGGCGGCAGACCACCGGAAGUGGAGAGGACCUCCUGCUCCGAAAACCUGGACACUGAGCAGGAUUCAUGGUUAACCAGUCCAUCAUCAUCAUCUCUUAAAGAAAUUCUUGAAGAUUCUUUUGUACCAGGAUCUGAAGAAAAAGUAUCCACAAAAGACCAACAUGAAGAAUACACUGAAAAUCAUUCCGUGAAAUCAAGUGAAAAUGAAGAGAAUUCAUUUUUGAUAGAAGAUGAUACUGUAGCACUUGAGAAAUCUAAUGGAAGUCAAGUGACAUCUGAUGACCUUGAAGAAGAAAAGGAAAAAACUGAGCUGAUUACUACGACUGAAGACUUAACAGUUGACACAACACUGUCAAAAUCACAGAGUACAUCACUGUCUACCAAUGGAACAGAAUCUGCAAAAAAAAAAAUUGAAGAUAGAAAUAUGAAGACUAAAAAGUCAACUAAUAAUAGAGCAUCCAGUGCAACUGCCAGAUUAAUGACCUCUGAGUUUUCAAAGAAAUCUAGUUCAAUAAGGAGAAGUCCAUCGGCAACUACCUCUUCUCACUAUCUUGGCACUUUGAAAGUCUUGGACCAGAAGCCCUCACAGAAACACAACCUAGAACCUGACAAAGCAGAUAGCAUCAGGGCAGCUGUUUAUCAGGAGUGGCUAGAAAAGAAAAAUGUGUAUUUACAUGAGAUGCACAGAAUUAAAAGGAUUGAAAGUGAAAACUUAAGGAUUCAAAAUGAGCAGAAAAGAGCCGCUAAGAGAGAAGAAGCAUUGGCAUCGUUUGAAGCUUGGAAGGCCAUGAAAGAAAAGGAGGCAAAGAAACUAGCAGCCCAAAAACGGCUUGAGGAGAAAAACAAAAAGAAAACUGAAGAAGAAAACGCAGCGAGGAAAGGAGAAGCUCUCCAAGCUUUUGAAAAAUGGAAAGAGAAAAAGAUGGAAUAUCUCAAAGAGAAGACGAAAAAGGAGAAGGAGUAUGAAAGAGCAAAGAAACUGAAAGAGCAGGAAACCGUAGCCGAGAAAAGGAAAGACAACUUAACUGCCUUUGAGAAAUGGAAUGAAAAAAAGGAAGCUUUUUUCAAGGAAAAAGAAAAAGAGAAAAUAAAUGAGAAAAGAAAGGAAGAACUGAAAAAAGCUGAGAAAAAAGAUAAAGAUAAACAAGCUAUAGAUCAAUAUGAAAAAUGGCUGGAGAGGAAAGAAAGGCAGGAAAGAAUUGAACGAAGACAAAAGAAACGUCAUUCCUUCAUUGAGAACGAGGCGCACCCUCCAUGGAGCCCUCCGAACAGAACUGUGUUCUCCAGAGUAUUCUGAUCAUCCGAAAUGACAGUGCUACUGGGCCAUUUAACAACUCGCCAGUUGAAGCCAUGGGUUUUUAAACUGCUUGUUAUUUAUGGUUAGAAAAGUAUUUUAAUGAAGUGCUAGUGCUAGUAGUGAUGACAAAAGUGAAAAAUACUUCUUAAUUUAAUCAUUGAAAACAUUACCAUCAUCAUCAUCAUCGUUAUUAUUAUUAUUAUUACUGUUAUUAUUGGGCAAGGAAUCAACCCCAGAGCCUCACACGUGAGGCAUGUGCUCUCCUGUUGCACCACAUCCCCAGCCCUGUGAAAGUAUGUUUUGUUCUUUGGGGGCCACAACUGGUGGUGCUCAGGGGCUAUUCCUGGCUCAGUGCUCAGGAGUCAUUCCUGGCAGUGCUUGGGGAACUGUGUCUAUCAGGGGUUAAGCCCAGGCCUUCUGCAUUCAAAUACAUGUUCCAGCCCAUUGAUUUAUCUCUCUGACCCCUGAGAGCAUUUUUUUUUAAGCACAGAAAAACUGCCUCAAAUGGAAAGCUAACAAUCAGAUCGCUCUUAGCAUUAAAAUACAUAAGAUGUCGUGUACUGGUGACUGUUCAGCGGCUGUGAUUCGUGAUCACUUUCACCAAGCUGUGCAGACUAUUUAAGUAUGCUUAUUCCCAGCAAUGAAAAAACAAAGCCUUAUAGUUACCAUAAUCAUAAAAAUAACUGAAUUUCUAAAUGUUUUGUCAGUCUAGAUUCUGGGGUGUACUGGGGACUAUGCUUAAAUUAUUUAUUGUAAAACUGGCUCUUUAGCUCAAAACUGUUGCUUUUACAUAGUUCAUGUUAGAAAUUUGGUCAGUUGCUUCAGUAGUAAUCAUGGAAAUAUCUCUAAUACUCGGCAUUUUGUUUAAGGAUUUGGCUUCCUUUUUUAUUGCUUUGAUUUGGGGGCCAUCCCUACAGUGCUCAGGGCUCCUCCCGGCCUUGUGCUUAGGGACCACCUUACAUUUUAGUACUUACUUUAUCUGUUCAGGCUUAUGUGGCCAUUGUAGGCAUUAUACAAUGAAUUGAUCUCUGAAAUUUAUUUUUCUAGAUUCUCUCUGACUUUACUUUGGUGAUAGCAGAAGAUAGUCAUUUUGUGAUAGUGAUAUCCUUUAGUUAUGUCAGUUCCACAGGAAUUCAAACUCACGAUUCAGAUGAAAGUUACAAUCGGAGGUUAAGGCAGUUGUGCUUUUUACAUAUUCAAAGUUUCCUAGCUUAUAUGCAGAAGACAGCUGAAUGGAAAGGAAAUGUGUGUAUAUAUACAUGUACUAUAAUGGUUUUGGUUGGGGAAAUGAUUCAAAGAACUGGAACAGCUGCUUUCCAUGCAGAAGGUUUGGGUUCAAUUCCUAGCACCCCAUUGUCCACUGAGCCAAACCAGGAGCAACCCCCAAGCACAACUUUUAUUUAAUUCAAACCAAAACAGAUUGUCCAAAGAAGCCCUUAUUUUAUGUCUGCAUAUAUUUUAUACUCACACUACAACUAACCAGCUUUUUUUUAUUACAGAGCCAAUGUAUGCUCUUUAGAUUUCAGAUGCUAUUUCUGCCACUAAUGCCGUACAGAUAACGGAUGAGAACAUCGUUGUUAUUUAUUUAGUGCCAGUCCAUUCUGCUGAGUCCUUGUAGUUUGUUAUUUCCCAUCGUUAGAAAACUAUUCCUGAUGGAUGUUAGAUGCUUCAUUUUUGCAGACAAAUUAAUGCCGAGGCUCAGAAAUCAAGUAACCUGCCACACAUGAGUUGAUUUUAGAACUGGUUUGCAACUGUCUCUCUCCCCCUACAGCUUACAUGCUCUUUCAUGCUCUCCUAUGGCUUCAGAGAAUUGUAAAUUCUUUCAUGAUCUCUGUAUUAUAUCAACCUUAUAAACACAUUUUACCUCUCAGAGCCUAAAACCAUGUAUUAUUGUUCAGAAAAUAUUUUCGCUUUAAGAGAUAACUCUAUUAUUAGAGAUAGUUGGCCUACUACAUCUAUUGCAAAUCAGAAUUGUAAAGGGGUUAGUUGAAGGCCUGGUAUGUAGUAUCAGUAACCCAGAUUACUGAAGGGUUAUGCAACAUAGACUUGGAGAUAAUCACUUAGAAGGCCUUGUACUCUGAUGAUUUACUUUACUGCAGACCUUGUGCAACUAAGAAAGGUGACAUAGAUCACUUUGUAGGAUCACAUCAAUGCUAUAAACAAAAAAAAAAAUAAGUAAAACUGGACAUCUUUUUAUACUGCCAGAAUUAGGAAAACAUUUAAUGAAAUGGAAAUGAUUGCCAGCAAUAUGUAUUAAAGCAUAAGUUCUUAUUCACCUGAGUAUCCCCCAUGAUACCAGUCAUGACACCUAUCAGAUUAUAUUAUAUUAUAGUCUUUAUUGUAUAGAAGUAGUGUUCAUGAACUAAAAAAGGUAUCAACUUUAGAAAAGUAAAAUGAUUCCAUAGCACUUUUUAGGGAUCAUAAAUCAUGAAUGUGUUAUUAAUUUCAAACUAAAAUUCAUUAAAUUCCUGCUCAUUUUUAUGUCUUACCAAAUUUAAUGAUUUGUCAUCAUUACCUCAUGAGAAUUGAAUAAGUUAAUUAAUGAAAAGCAUAAGGGACAUAAGAACUUGAUAAAUGUAUGUUGCUAUCACUUAUUACCAUGUAUUCUACAUUAUGUAUUUAUUUAACACAAGGAGAAGUAUGCUGUUUAGCUAGUUCAGGCUCUGCCACUUAAAUAAGAAUACAGAGAUAUUCUGUGAUUAAAAAGAGAAAAUAAAAUAUUAAUUUCUUAAUAUAUAAAGUUACUUGUAAAGUAGGAUGGGAAGAUAAACCGCAACGUUUUUUAAGACCCAUUAAGUUCUACCCAUCCCUUAAAUGGGGAUCUUUGUCUUAGUAGAAGAAAUAAUAUAUUGUUUUCUGUUUAGAACAAGCUGUUCUGAGAGUAUCUAGUAAGAUUUCUAUUUCUAUCUCUAUUUUAUAUAUUUCUGUUAUUUUCUCCUGUAAUAGGAAUAGUGUUGAGUUUUGGAGCUGGCUGAAGAUAAAUAAUGUUUACUUUCUGAAACUCAAAAGAGAGAACCAAAUCCUGAUAAUCUCAUAAAUAUAUUUUAUCUAUGGGGUAUGACUUUUCCAUAUCUCCUUAGAAAAAUUUAAAGUAUCAUAUAACUAUUUGCUCAUUAACAUAUAUGAAUGAAACUAUGUGUGUUGUAGACACACAUAAUUAUAUACAUAUAUAUACACAUUCAUGUUAAACUUUUGGCUUUGGAGCUGGGGAUGUGUCUCAGUGGUAAUGUCUGCCUGGCACACCUUAGGUUCUGGUUCAAUACCUGGUAUUGUCCAUAACCUCGCAGAAAAGUAAAUUUUUUAAGUAGGCUUUAAAAGGUCCAGAAAGAUAGCACAGCAGAUAAGGCACUUGCUUUUCAUGCAAUCAACUCUGGUUUGAUCUCUAGUUCCACAUACCUCACACUCCACCAAGAAUGAUCCAUGAGCACAGCCAGGAGUAAGCCCUGAGUACUGUGAGAUAUGGCCCAAAAACCAAAAAGAAAAUUAAAAUAAUCUUUAAAAAAUAACUUUAAAACUUAAAUUUUAUAAGUUGUAUUUACCAUUUGAUGUUUGCACUUCAAUAUGAAAAAGAGGGGGGUUUCAUUAUUAUUCUAAAUCAAUGGAAUAAUUUCUCUGCAAAUUUAAAUAUUCAUAAUAUAGAUUUAAGAAAACCAAAAAUUUAAGUUUCAUAAUAACCAAGAAAAUAUUAUUGCAUAAGUUAAGACAUUGUAUUUCAGAGCAGAAAAGUGAUACAGUUCCUUAAUAAAAGAAAAUAGAAACCAAUCAUGAGAGAACAAUAUUCCAGUGGUUUAUGUCAUAUCACAUUCUAUUUAGAUCAUUUUCUUAUUUUAAAUUGUAUUAAAACAUUUUUCACUGUUGCUAAGCAGUCUGGUAGUAGUAGUGUCCACAGUUGCAUGUACCCCUGAGUGACGUAUGAAAUAUGAAAGGGAGCUUAAUAAUUUAACCGCCUGGUCCAAAUCAUUAUUUUUAAGUAGAAGAAGCUACUAUCCCCAAUCUUCGGCUUGCCCAAGUUCAGAAAAUGACUAGGAAAUCUAGUCAUUCUUAGGAAAUCUAUUUAGAACAAAGGAGUCGGGUUUUGCAAUUGCUCACUAGGAUGUAAUUUUCCUAUUCUGAUAAAACUAUCUCACUGACUUAUGUAAUCAGGCUUAUUAACUUGGUUGGUUUUCUUUCUCCUAAAUCCCCUUCCUCUUCCUCUGAUUUUCAUAACUCUAGUAGAUAAAGCUGUUUGAGCAGCUACACUAUGAGUUACAAUAUAGAGAAAUACUGACUUUUCUUCAUCCGGAGUUGGGCUCUUGUCCAAGAGACCACAGAGAAAAGAAAUUUCACGAAAAAUAAGUUGCAUGGUAUAGUUCCUAAGAAACAACUUUCCCUAAUCUAAUUUUGGCUAUUAUUCAGUGGUCGAAUAUUUAAAUUCUUAUGCUUACAUUCUACAGAAAAAUAACAGGUUUGCUGCUUCCCAGGUGCAUUAGCUGAUAGAAUAAUAAUUACAGGUGUUAUAACUGGAGAAUACUGGAAUUCCUUUUCUUUAUAAUGUCUUGUGAUUAUAUUGUUUCGAAAUACCGAUGUGACGUGCAAUCAUAUAAUGUUGACCUGGAUAGAGGAAAUGCUUGAUACUGAAUUUAGGAGGUUGUUUUAAGAGUGAUUUGCAGAGAUAUGUAUAAUAAGUGCAUUUUAGUAACAUAUUUGAAUGUAAUGCUUAAUAAAAGUGAACCAUUCAAGA